AUGGAUUUUGAUGCAAAUUAUAGGGAAAAGUUCCCUUCUCAUCUCCCAUUAUUCUUCCCUGAAAAUAAUUACUCGAAACCGCCUCGAAAUGAUCAAUUCUCCCUAGAGGAAGCUAAUUUGUCAUUAAAAGGGAACACUAAUUUCCUCCAAGAUCUUCACCCUCUUGAGAAUUUCGAUCUCAACCUCGAUCUUGAUGGUUCAUCCUCGGCAUCUAAUGCCUUGUUUCCCAUCCAACCAAAUAGUUUGGAACCCUAUGAUCUUAAUUAUAACUCCACAUUUGGGUGUUUCCCUAAUUUUGAGUUAUAUGAGACUAAACCCUUUGCUAAUCAUGCACCUAAUAAUAAUAAUAAUGUUGCAUUGGGUUCUAAUCUCAUAGAUAACUACAAUCAAAGUGGUGGAGGACUUGGGAUUUUAGGGCAUUCCCAAUUUAUUAACCCUAUCAAUAACAUGAUAAGUAGCCCUAGUCCUCAAAGUUAUAACCCCUUUUGCUACUAUGAUUUAGGUCUUACAAGAUCAUCAUAUAGGCUUUCGGAUGAAGACUCGUCCACGACUCCGCAAAAUGACGCCACCGUGGUUGUUCCGAGCCGUCUCUCGGCGGCAACCACCGUGAGAAAGGGUGGAAAAGAUCACCGCAAGAAGAAGUCCACCGUGGUCAAGGGCCAAUGGACUAUGGAAGAAGAUAGACUGUUGAUUCAGUUGGUGGGGCGUUAUGGCGUAAGGAAAUGGUCUCAGAUUGCUCAAUUGCUAAAUGGAAGAGUUGGGAAACAAUGCCGAGAGAGAUGGCACAACCAUUUAAAACCAGAUAUUAAGAAAGAUGUGUGGAGUGAAGAGGAGGACAGGGUUCUGAUCGAAUCACAUAUAGAGAUAGGAAACAAAUGGGCUGAAAUUGCAAAGAAAUUACCAGGAAGAACAGAAAACUCAAUCAAAAACCAUUGGAAUGCAACCAAAAGAAGGCAAUUUUCCAGGAGAAAAUGCAAAUCCAAAUACCCAAGACAGAGUUCUUUACUUCAAGAAUACAUCAAAAGUUUGACUCUUGAAACCAUCAAUGCUGGUUGUAGGAAAAAACCAAUCUCUUUCAACAACAAUCAAUUAUUGUUACCCAAUAAUGAUGAUCAAACCGGGUCCUCGAAUUCGAGUUCGAGUGAUCCAUUAAUUGCACCAGAGUAUGACUUCAGUGAAGUUCCUGAUUUCAACUUUGAUGCUCAGAUGUUUGAAGAGAGUAGCAUUGACUCCCUUCUUGAUUAUGCACCGCCUAAUAAUGAUCACGGCGGCGGUGGUGGUGGCGGCGGUGGAGGUGAUGGCGGCGGCAGAGGGUUUUUUGAGAUUGUGGAUGAUUCACAGAUUGGUUUGGGUCCAAGAAUGAUGGUGCAACAUGAGGUGAAAAAGGAGUUUGAUUUGGUUGAGAUGAUUAACCAUGUUAAUCUCUAAUGAUGCAACCAAUUAUCUAUUAUAAUAUGAAAUUAUAAAGCAUUUUAGUCGGAAAUCGCUCUGAAAGAUUUUAAUAUUUAUAAAGUAUUUUUAUAAAUUGAAGUUAUAUAGUUUAGUGGUGUAAAAGAGAGGGGGAAGGGUAAAGAAAGGUCACCAUAUAUGUUUUGAGGAUGUUCUUGACUUGGUGUUUGUGUAGUUUUGUGUGAAAAACUCUUAAGAGGUUUGUAGGUUGUUAUUUCAGUUGUAUUGUUCUUGACUGUAAGAGAAACCAAUUACUCUAUAAAUUAUGUUAUGAACUUAAAAGUUGUGCACUCUUUAGAAUGUCGUAGAAAGAUACAUUUUAUGAUGUUGUAUUGAUUGUUGUUUAAGGUUAUGCACAAGUUUUUAGUAGAAGUUAAUUUUGUUUUGUUUUGUUCUUUUUGGUGUAAAAGGGAUAAUAAUUGCAAUGGUAUUUUAUCAUCUAAGUUUUUUUUUCCUUUUUGUUUUUUAUGAUCAAGACUCUCAUUUUACUGAACCGUGUAAUGACUACUCGUAUAAUGGAACUUUCAAAGACACUAGAUCGAAUAAUAAACUAUUGAAAGAUUUAUUUUAAGAUUUUAUAUAGAAAAGAAGUUUAAGCUUAUUACAAAAAUUGCAAUUUUACUUACUGAUCUUUUGGCCUAUGGAUAAUUCACUGUAAAUUGAACCUAAUGGCGAAGUCAUUACGUCAAGAAUCGUGAUGUUUAGAGAAAAUAUUGGGUUGGAAAGAUUAUGGAUUGAAGAAUGUCAAGGGUGCCAUGCAUGAUUACUUGAAUUGGAGACUUGGGCAUAGAUAUACUUCAUCUGUUCUCUAGUAGUUGCAACGUUAUUAUAACUUUCACAUUUGCUAACGUAUACCUUAAAUUUUAGAUGAAUAAAUAAAAAUUACUUCCUAUAAAAAUUUGAUUUGUGAAAAUAUACAUCGAGGGGACCUAACAAGAUCUCACGUGAUUGUGUUUUUAACAUACAUUCAAAUCAUUAAAGAUGGCCAAAAGAGAGUAUAUGAAUUAUGAAGCAUAAAGAGGGAGCAAGAAAAGCUUAAGAUUAAUAAUGGGGUGAAAGAAUUUGGAUCUACUUCUCAAAACUACUUUCAAAAUAAGAGAAAAAAAUAUCAAUGAUGGGAUAAACACAA
Spinacia oleracea (spinach) is the source of this 2578-nucleotide messenger RNA. RefSeq names its product transcription factor MYB98-like. The record is from RefSeq and is a predicted model, not a curated record. The transcript is spliced from 3 exons. Bases 1 to 1428 code for a protein of 475 amino acids. Gene Ontology annotation, molecular function: DNA-binding transcription factor activity, RNA polymerase II-specific; RNA polymerase II cis-regulatory region sequence-specific DNA binding. Gene Ontology annotation, biological process: regulation of DNA-templated transcription. Lineage: Eukaryota; Viridiplantae; Streptophyta; Magnoliopsida; Caryophyllales; Amaranthaceae. Gene Ontology annotation, cellular component: nucleus.